Grus americana (Whooping crane) is the source of this 2173-nucleotide messenger RNA. It is a transcript of the gene DCT, whose product is annotated as dopachrome tautomerase. The record is from RefSeq and is a predicted model, not a curated record. Gene Ontology annotation, biological process: ventricular zone neuroblast division; positive regulation of neuroblast proliferation; developmental pigmentation. Bases 127 to 1788 code for a protein of 553 amino acids. The transcript is spliced from 8 exons. Gene Ontology annotation, molecular function: oxidoreductase activity; dopachrome isomerase activity. Gene Ontology annotation, cellular component: melanosome. Lineage: Eukaryota; Metazoa; Chordata; Aves; Gruiformes; Gruidae.
CAGGCACCGCAGAGCCAAAGCGCCUGUCUUUUGAACCGCAUUCAAGGCAAUUAGAGACUGGGAUUAAACACACACGCGACACCGGCAUCCUCAGCAUCGAAAGGGAUUAUCCCGGUCGGCAGGGGCAUGGAGCUGCGGCGAGGCCAGCUUGUCCCACGACGGAGAUCUCCCUGCUCCGCUCGCACAGGUUCAGCGGAGAGGCAGAGCUUGCACCCAGUCGUAAUGGGAGCCCUGAGGUGGCUUUUCUGGGCCGGGCUGGGCUACCUGAGCUGCUGUCCCCCCCGGGCACAGGCGCAGUUCCCCCGCGCCUGCAUGACGGUGGACGCCCUUCGCUUGAAGCGCUGCUGCCCAGCUUUGGGGACGGAGCCAGGCAAUGUCUGUGGGUCCCUGCAGGGCAGGGGAUGGUGUCAAGGGGUGCAGGUGGACACUCAGCCCUGGAGUGGCCCCUACACCCUUCGAAAUGUGGAUGAUCGGGAACGGUGGCCCCUCAAGUUCUUCAACCAGAGCUGUCGGUGCACAGGAAACUUUGCUGGCUAUAACUGUGGUGACUGCAAAUUUGGCUGGAUCGGCCCCGACUGCAACGUGAGGAAGCCACCAGUUGUCAGGAAGGAUGUCCACUCCCUGACGGCAGAGGAGAGAGAGCAGUUCUUCGAUGCUCUAGACCGUGCAAAGACAACCAUUCACCCAGACUAUGUAAUUGCAACGCAGCACUGGUUAAGUCUGCUUGGCCCCACCGGAGAGGAACCGCAAAUUGCCAACUGUAGUAUUUAUAAUUACUUUGUUUGGCUCCAUUACUACUCAGUCAGAGACACGCUAUUAGGACCUGGCCGCCCCUUCACGGGUAUCGAUUUCUCCCAUCAAGGACCUGCCUUUGUUACUUGGCAUAGGUACCAUUUGCUGCUGCUGGAAAGAGACUUGCAGCGACUGAUGGGCAACGACUCCUUCGCGCUGCCCUACUGGAACUUUGCCACAGGUAGAAACGAGUGCGACGUCUGCACGGACCAGCUCUUCGGAGCAUCGCGGCCGGAUGACCCAGGGCUGAUCAGCCUGAGCUCCAGGUUCUCCCGGUGGCAAAUAGUUUGUAACAGCUUGGAUGACUACAACCGCCUGGUCACACUGUGCAACGGGAGUGAUGAAGGGCCGCUGCGGCGGAGGCCUCCUGGGGGGUCCAGCGAGCAGCUGCCCACCGCAGAGGACGUCAGGAGGUGCCUUUCCCUGCAGGAGUUCGACAGCCCCCCCUUUUUCCGCAAUUCCAGUUUCAGUUUCAGGAAUGCGCUGGAGGGCUUUGAUAAAUCAGGUGGAGCCCUUAAUUCACCGAUGCUGAGCCUUCAUAAUUUGGCUCACUCUUUCCUGAAUGGGACCAGCGUUCUCCCUCAUGCAGCCGCCAAUGAUCCCAUCUUUGUGGUUCUUCACUCCUUUACCGAUGCCAUCUUUGACGAGUGGAUGAAGCGGUUUAACCCCCCUGACAACGCCUGGCCGGAGGAGCUGGCCCCCAUCGGCCACAACAGACUGUAUAACAUGGUCCCUUUUUUCCCUCCUGUGACCAACGACGAGCUCUUCCACACAGCAGAGCAGCUCGGCUACACCUAUGCCAUUGACCUGCCAGGUUCACUUGAAGAAACCCAAGUGUGGGCUGUCAUGGUUGGAUCCACAGUUGGAGGAGCACUUACAGCUCUGGCCACGCUGGUUCUGCUGCUUGUACUUUUCCAGCACCGAAGGCAGAGAAGAGGCUUUGAACCACUGAUGAAUGUGAGCUUCAGCCCCAAAAAGUACAUGGAAGAGGCCUAAUGCCCUCACUUUGUUUCUUUGCUUAUUCUCGUAGGAAGUGAUCUUGAUUGCUUUGUUGAGAUCUUAGCUAAGAGUUUAUCACACCCUCCUUUGGCAGCUGACUACAUUGUUCUCAUUUGGGUUUUCCUGUUAUCUUGUGAAUUGUAGUAUAUGAAGUCUCUGGGUACAUCUGUGCAAGGCCCAAGACAGGCCAGACUUUUCUCAUUACCAACCAUCAUCUGGAGUGUGUGACACUUGUAAGUCAUCCUCUGUAGAUUUAGGCAGCUGAGAAUCCAAAUAGAAGAAAACUAACUUGAAUAACCAAGAUAAUUUUCACCUCAAUGUGUUUUUGAUUUCAUUUAGCAGCUCUAAGAUGUGCUGAAAGUUAUUAACUCUACAUAUAUAU